This is a messenger RNA of Leptopilina heterotoma, 2535 nucleotides long. RefSeq names its product aromatic-L-amino-acid decarboxylase-like. The transcript has 14 exons. The coding region runs from base 828 to 2378 and encodes 516 amino acids. Gene Ontology annotation, molecular function: pyridoxal phosphate binding; aromatic-L-amino-acid decarboxylase activity. Gene Ontology annotation, biological process: catecholamine metabolic process; amino acid metabolic process. The record is from RefSeq and is a predicted model, not a curated record. Lineage: Eukaryota; Metazoa; Arthropoda; Insecta; Hymenoptera; Figitidae.
GUUAGGUUAGGUCAUAAUUUGCUCCAAAAUUGAUGAAAAUAAAUUGUUUUCAAGUCACUAAUUCAUGUAUUAAUUGAUUAUUUUUGUUCAAAGUAAUUGAUUUCAUGUGAAUUAGACGCGGAUUUACUAAUUAAAGAUUAAAAUUUGUUUGGAAAUAUGAUUAUCGAUUUCUUGCUGAGUUGCGACAAUUUGCCGCUAGUGGCGCUAUUCCCGUCGUGGAUUUCAUGCGUCAAUGGCGUCGAUUGUGCAAUCAAUGGUAGGAAAAAAGUAAUCUUAAUGAAUCCUAUUAAAAAGUCACCUAAAUACAUUAAAUUUGUGUCGAAAAUUAUAUUUAUACUAUUCCGGGGCAAUAUAUCGGAUUAUUUCGGAAGAUUUCGUCACUUUUAAAAGAUUAUAUAUGAAGGAGGUUGUAUAGUCAGUCUGUAAAAUCGAAAGAUUUUUUCAGUAGUUCCGGAUGUUUUUGGUCAGACGAGAAGCAACCAGACGAUUUGGAAUACAGAUUGUGUCUGUAUCUUAAAGAGAGGAUGUUUUUGGUCUGUGGCCUUUCAUGUGGUCACAGAAGUGCAAUCAAGAGUCAAGAAUCUUUGGAAGUGGAUCAAAAGGGCGGUGAUGAUGUGGUAGGAUCCCAUCGCCACAACGUGGGACGCCUCAACUGAAUUAUGAGUCAAAUUUAAUUUCUGGAUCCUUUGAGGGAAGAAGAUCGUGAUGGCUUUGUUUGGGAUCAUCAAUAAAAUAUUCGACACCAUUCUCUGUAUGCACCUUUGAAUAUCGGCAAUAUGAAGUUUCAUGUUGCCGAACAACUGAAGGAACCACAUUUUCCUUAAGCAAUGGACGAUCAGGAGUUUCGUGAGUUUGCCAAAGCCAUGGUCGAUUAUAUUGCCGACUAUAAUGAAAAUUUGCGAGAGAGAAAUGUAUUGCCAAAAGUAGAGCCAGGAUAUUUGAGUGAAAUGAUACCAAAUGAAGCGCCACGUAGAGCAGAAUCCUGGCAGGAUGUUCUCAAGGAUGUUGAACGUGUCAUUAUGCCUGGUAUUACACAUUGGAAUUCGCCGCGAUUUCACGCUUAUUAUCCAACCGCAAAUUCAUAUCCUGGAAUUGUUGGAGAAAUGUUGAGUGCAGGUAUUGGUUGCAUUGGAUUUUCCUGGAUUUCAUCGCCGGCUUGUACGGAACUCGAAGUGAUUACAAUGAAUUGGUUGGGGAAAUUAUUGGGUUUACCUGAGGAAUAUUUAAAUUCUAGUGAAGGUCCAGGUGGCGGUGUCAUUCAGGGAUCUGCGAGUGAAGCUACUUUAGUCGGAUUAUUAGCUGCCAGAGAGAGAACCGUAAGACGUGUUAAAAGUUUGCAUCCAGAGUGGGACGAGGGUACUAUAAGAUCCAAGCUGGUGGCAUACACAUCCGAUCAAUCGAAUUCCUCGGUGGAGAAGAGCGGUCUUUUGGGAGCAAUGCCCAUGAGGUUACUACCAACGGAUGAUAAGUGCAGUUUACGUGGAUCCACUUUAUUGGAUGCUAUCAAGAACGACACGAAUGCUGGACUCAUUCCCUGUUAUGUUGUCGCUACUUUAGGAACUACCGGCACUUGUGCUUUCGAUAAUCUCAAUGAACUUGGUCCAAUUUGUAAUGAUAAUUAUUUAUGGUUGCAUGUUGACGCCGCCUAUGCUGGUGCAGCUUUCGUAUGUCCAGAAUAUAGAUAUUUGAUGUCAGGUGUACAAUAUGCAGAUUCUUUUAAUUUCAAUCCCCAUAAGUGGAUGCUUGUUAAUUUUGAUUGCUCGGCCAUGUGGGUGAAAAAUUCAAAUUGUCUGAUUGACGCCUUCAAUGUGGACAGGAUUUAUUUGGCCCACGAUAAACAAGGAUUGGCUCCAGACUAUAGGCAUUGGCAAAUUCCCCUUGGACGACGUUUUCGAGCCCUGAAACUUUGGUUUGUUCUGCGACUAUAUGGAGUUGAGGGUCUUCAAAAACACAUUCGUCACACGAUAAAAUUAGCAAAAAUUUUUGAAAAUCUUGUCAAAUCAGAUAGUCGUUUUGAAAUUGUUACUGAAGUAUCAAUGGGUCUUAUUUGCUUCAGAAUGAAGGGCGACAAUAAUUUAACGAGACAACUAUUGGAUCGUUUAUCGGCAAGGAAGAAAAUUUACAUUGUUGCAGCGACAUAUAGGGAAAAAUUAAUAGUGAGAUUUGUGGUGUGCAGUCGAUUUAGUAAAGAGGAAGACAUUCACUUUGCCUGGAAUGAAAUUAUCAGUGAGGCCUCAGAAAUUGUACAGAAUUUUAAACCCACUUUGAAGAUUUCAAUUUUAGAUGAUGAACCAAUGACCAAAGAAAAUGGGGACAGAGUGACAAAAUUCGAGGGCCUUAAAAUUGAUUCUGAAAAAGAGCCGCCAACAAUUUCCUGAAUAAAUGGAAACAAAAUUUUCCCAGCGUAAUAAUAAUUGUGACAAAUUGAAGUAUUAAUUUUUUUAAAAUGAAAAUUUUUCAGAGCAAAUAAUAAUUGACAAAAUGAAGUAUUAAUUUUUUUUUGUUAUUAAAAAACGAAUCAGUUUUUUUAAUUUU